AUGAGCAAUAUAUUUUAUUUUACAACCUCACUCUUGAAAAAGCAAAACAAUGAGAAAGAACAGAGAUUCGCAUAUUUGUUGGAAAAUUAUCUCAUAAUAAAUAAGAGAGAAGGACUGAAUUUGAUUGAUAGGAAAUUCGAUUUGACUUCAAUGGACUGCCAAAUCAAAUGGCAUUAUGAGAACAACAUAAUCACAGAAAUGAUGGUGUAUGACACAAAAUAAAAUUAAAGAAUUGUGUAUUACUAAAAGCCAGAGGCCUUACAGGACUUACAAAACAAACUAAAUGGAAAAGCAUUCUAUAGAAAUUUUAAAUAGUUUUACCAGAAAUUAGAGGUUAUUAAAUCUCAUAAAAAUGUCGAAAUUAUGAUAUGUAAAAAUAUACUAACAGAGGAGAUUGUCGUAGCCAAACAAGUUAAGUUUCUCAAAAAUAAGCACGUUGAUUCUGACCAUAAUUCUUUUGUAAUGAGCGAGGCUAAGAUUUAUAUGAAAUUAUCUUACAAUCCUCAUUAAUAUCUUUUAGGAGCCCACCAAAUUUUCAUAUGCGAUCAAUCGGUUAUUUACAUUAUGCCACAUUGUAAAGGUGGAACACUCUAUGAAUAUCUAGUUCAGAAUGAUUUAAAUUUGCCAGAAUUAGUUACAUAAGAAAUGAUGAGAAAAUUACUAAUUGGACUGAAUCAUCUUCAUAACAUAGGAAUUAUGCACAGAGAUAUAAAAUUAGACAAUAUAAUGUUACUGAGAAAAAAUGAUCCAAACUCAAUUCGAAUUAUGGACUUUGGGUACUCGACAUUAAUCAAUGAUGAGAUGUUUUCCUAUUAAAGAUGUGGAACUCCUGGCUAUAUAGCCCCAGAAAUUUUAAACAUGGGUCAAUACAAUCAAUUAUGUGACAUUUAUAGCCUGGGUUGUGUAUUUCAUGCAUUGCUGACUGGAAAAAAACUAUACAACACACCUAAGUCCACUAAAGCCUCAGAAUUAUUAUAAUUGAAUAGAAAUAGCAUUACUUCAUUAUCAUAAAUCUGCAAUCUCAAUGCUUUGGAAUUGUUGUAAUCCAUGAUAGCAAUUGUUAAAUACAGACCCAGUGCUUCAACCUGUUUACAACAUUCGUAUUUUGAAGAAGAAUAAUUUUAGAUAGAAGAUCUAUGUACACAAUUGAAACAACUUGAUUUUCCAUAACUCAGAAAUCCAUUUAGAUCUUGA
Molecule: messenger RNA, 1194 nt
Organism: Paramecium tetraurelia
Lineage: Eukaryota; Ciliophora; Oligohymenophorea; Peniculida; Parameciidae
Exons: 6
Biological process (GO): mitotic DNA damage checkpoint signaling; protein phosphorylation
Cellular component (GO): cytoplasm; nucleus
Molecular function (GO): ATP binding; protein serine/threonine kinase activity
Source: RefSeq, a predicted model, not a curated record